AUGGUCGAAAGCAGGUGUAUCGAGGUGGGCAACGCUCGGAAUGCCCAGAGCAGUACUGGGACCAGCCCCAAGCUCAACAACGAGCAGUGGCAGGCCCUUAUAGCCUUGCACCGCACCCUACUCCACGAGCAUCACGACUUUUUCUUAGCGUCACAACAUCCAUCAGCUAGCCCAGCUCUGCGCCGUCUAGCAAGCAAGUAUGCGAUGCCCGCUCCGUACUCGAUGAUGGCUCUGUUGCACGAGACGGUUCCUACAUUUGAGGAUACCUGGAUUGAAUGCCUAGGAGACCUAGGCCGCUAUCGGUAG
Colletotrichum aenigma is the source of this 306-nucleotide messenger RNA. RefSeq lists its product as uncharacterized. Gene Ontology annotation, molecular function: protein binding. The record is from RefSeq and is a predicted model, not a curated record. Lineage: Eukaryota; Fungi; Ascomycota; Sordariomycetes; Glomerellales; Glomerellaceae. The transcript is spliced from 2 exons. Bases 1 to 306 code for a protein of 101 amino acids.